GGAGUCCUGGGCAGAGCCAGUCUACAAGGGCGGGGCCUAAAGAGCGCCCUCAAGGGGCGGGGCCAGCCCUGGUAGAUUGGUUGAUAACUGUGGAAGGCUUUUCGUGCUCUGUUCUGUGGCAUGAAUAUACACUGGCAUCUCGGGUGGGGCAGGAAGGGCACGUGUUCAGGUGUUCCCGGAAGGGUGAUCUCUGUCCUGGUCUUUGAAAGACAGGUUGGAGUCUUUCCUUCAAAGCAGAAGCAUCGUUGUUCAAAGGAGGGAACAGCGUAUCCCAGGAGAUGGGCAGCAGUUUGCAUGAUGGUUGGGCCCUAGGACACUAUGGUCAGGGAGAAGCAGCCAGGAUGUGGACCUUUGGAUGUCGGACCCAGAAGCCAGGCUUUAGCCUGGAAGCAAGGAAGGACCAGUGGAAAGGGGAGAUCUCAGACUUGUAGGAGAGAAUGACUUGUCUGCUGAUAGGGCUGAGGCCAGCGGUAUUUGCCUGGCGAGACGGCACAGGAACCCUCAGCUAGAGCCCUGAGAACGGAAAGCAGAGGGGCAGGAGGUGAUAGGAUUCCAGGGGAAGGCAGAUGAGGGCUGAAAAAAAAAAAGUCUGGGAUAAGAUCCCAACUCAGCCAGGAGUAUGAGAGUCAGGAGAAGGGAAGUCCUACUACAUCCAUCCUUCAUGUGUGCCCCUCCCUCACACACACGCACACACACACACACACACACACACACACACACACACACACACACACACACACACACACACACUGCUUCCCUCCUGCUCUCAUGACUGUGCCUUCCUUGGUACCAGCAAGGGGCCCGGUCCAGUCCUUUGAUGGUAUACUGGGAGGUUGCACAGGAAAAGGUGAAUUCUCAAAGUGGCUAAUGCUGAUGUAGGUCUGGGACCUACAUUGACUCUGGCACCAACCUCUGCUGUCAGUGCCAGGAUUUAGACCCUCAUUGCAAACCUGCCCAGGGAGAACUUGGGUAACAUUUGGAACAUAAAUGGUGACUGAGCUCAAGGGUAGAGCUACCGGUUAGAUGGCCAGAGAAGAGGUAGGGCCCACAUGGGCUCCUGUAGCAUACACCUGGAAAAAUAACAAGUCUCUGUCCGUCCCUUGUUAAUGGGGACAUGCUGUAUGCCUUUUUGGUCCAGGAAGUUGUCCCUCACUCCAUCUGCCCAUCUGUCCACCCUCCACCCCUAGCCAAGUCCUGGGCUGCAGACCCCCAACCUAAGAAUGAUAAAGAAAGGAGGGACUGGCCUGCCUGUCCCAGCAUGGCUUCAGGCUGGGACCCAACCUCGACACACAGGGUCUGGUCCGUCUGCCUUGAGCCCCCUGUUAGGCCAGACUCCGGCCCAGGGCUGCCUUCCUUGCAUGGAGCCUUGCAGCAACUCUCAACUGAGACCUCCAACGGCAGAGUCUCCCCCCAAGAGGAGGAAGAAGAGAUACCUGCGGCAUGACAAGCCCCCCUACACCUACUUGGCCAUGAUCGCCUUGGUAAUCCAGGCCUCACCCUUCCGCAGGCUGAAGCUGGCCCAGAUCAUCCGUCAGGUCCAGGCAGUGUUCCCCUUCUUCAGGGACGACUAUGAAGGCUGGAAGGACUCCAUUCGCCACAACCUGUCCUCCAAUCCAUGCUUCCGUAAGGUGCCCAGGGACCCUGCAAAGCCCCAGGCCAAGGGCAACUUCUGGGCGGUGGAUGUGAGCCUGAUCCCAGCAGAGGCGCUGCGCCUUCAGAACACUGCCCUGUGCCGGCGAUGGCAGACCCGGGGCAAACACAGAACUUUCGUCAAGGACCUGAGCCCCUACGUGCUCCAUGGCCAGCCUUAUCAGCCACUCAGUCCCCCACCACCAUCCAGGGAAGGUUUCAGCAUCAAGUCCCUGUUAGGGGACCCUGGGAAAAGAUCAACAUGGCCCCAGCAGCCUACACUAGCUGGACAGAGCAGCGCAGCUCAGGCAGGCACCUGGUCCAAGGGGGGAGAAGGGAUGUGCACUGUACCCCCUAACUCCUCUGAGAAGCCUCUGUGGCCCCUGUGCUCCCUUCCUGGGCCCACGAGAAUAGAGGGUGAAUCUUCCCAAGGGGACGUCAUCAGGCCCUCCCCCCUUUCCCCAGAGCAAGGCACCUGGCCUGUCCACUUACUUCAGGGUUCCCCAGAUCCCAUGGGAAUGUCCAACAGGGGGUGCAGGGCUCCCUUGUGGGGACAGCUCCCCACUUCUUACUUGCCCGUCUACACUCCCAAUGUAGUAAUGCCCUUGGCCACACUACCUCCUACUUCUUGUUCCCAGUGCCCAUCUUCAAGCAGUCCAGCCUACUGGAGUGUAGGCACUAAAUCCCAAGAGUCCCAGGACCUGCUCAGUGAUCUCGAUUCCCUCUUCCAGGGAGUACCACCCAACAAGAGCAUCUAUGACGUGUGGGUCAGCCACCCUCGGGACCUGGCUGCUCCUGCCCCGGGCUGGCUGCUCUCCUGGUACAGCCUGUAACAGUUCAAGGCAGGCAGGGGCUGCUUCUCCCUUCCACCCCUGGAUACCAUUUUGAUGGGAGAACCAGAGUCAGGAGCAUGUCCACAGCAACAGCUUUAAAACACCAGGCACAUCAGGCCUUGCUGAAAACCCACAACUUUAAUUGGGUUACUCCAGAAAGGUUGCCUCUGCUAGAUAUGACAUGAUCUGGCCAAUCAUGCCUUCGACUCUCCCCCACACAGGGACCGGGUCUGGAGAAAGUGCUCAGGCUAGAGUAGUGCUUCUUUUCUUGAUCCCACCUUCUCAGGCCUUCAUGCCAUCCAUCUAUCCAGCCCUCUGUCACCACGCCUUCCUGGCUCCAGGCUGGGGGAGGGAGAGCCAAAAGCGGGUCCAAUCUGAAGUCUUGCCCCCCCCCCCCACCUCAGCUGCCUGGGUAGGAGGUAGCACCUUUUGGGGGGGGAGGGUUAGGAAAUGAAAGACUGGACCCUACAUGAUUUGUGGGGGAUGGAAGUAGGGGAGAGGUCAACAGUAAAGGAAUUUACAACACUUUAAUUCCAAGUCUGAUAUUGGGGGCAGGGUGGUGACUUGGGAAACCACUUGGUCCGGGGUCUGGUUCCUGCAGCUCUGGGUUCCCUGCUGUGUGCUGUGAUAAGGGCAAAUGGUGAUAAGGUGAGAGCUGAGGGCCUGUGGCCCACUUGGGGGUGGAAGGGUGGAGGCAAUCAUUUCUCCAAGCACAACAUUCCCUGGCCAGAUCCAGAAGGGCAAGGGGGAAAUUGUGGGACUCUGGGGGGCAGCGAGGGCCUGAGUGUAAAAAGAAAAGAAAAAAAAAAGGGUUGACCUGGGAGACGGGGUAUAGGAAC
Messenger RNA from Peromyscus maniculatus bairdii (prairie deer mouse), 3301 nucleotides. RefSeq names its product forkhead box H1 (gene Foxh1). Gene Ontology annotation, biological process: transforming growth factor beta receptor signaling pathway; positive regulation of transcription by RNA polymerase II. Gene Ontology annotation, cellular component: activin responsive factor complex. Lineage: Eukaryota; Metazoa; Chordata; Mammalia; Rodentia; Cricetidae. The record is from RefSeq and is a predicted model, not a curated record. Gene Ontology annotation, molecular function: DNA-binding transcription activator activity, RNA polymerase II-specific; transcription cis-regulatory region binding.